GGUUGAAAGAAACCAGCAAGAAAACUAAAACCAAUGAGGAGAUAGCAAGAUUGUUGAGAGAAGAAGAUGAGAAAAUUGCAGUCUCCUAACCUCAAAGAACUAUCCCAGGGAUGCCUGCAAGGCUGCUGUAAAUCAUCUUCUUUCACCGUGUCACAGCCCCAGAACAAAGUCUCCAAACCCAGAACUUCUGCGGCUUGCCGCCGAGAUUUUGCGGCAACAACUACCUCCUAUAUUUUCCCAAAUACCCAGUUCGCCAACCAUGAGUCUCUUCCAUCUCUUCAAGAAUCAUUCAAUGAAUUCUCUAAAGCUUAUCCCCAAUACUCUGAGACCUCCGUCGUUGACCAAAUAAGAGCUCAAGAAUACUACCAUCUAUCAUUCUCCCACCAUACCUGUCUUGAUUACAUUGGUAUCGGCCUUUUCUCCUAUUCCCAGCUAGAGAAAUAUGACUCCUCAACGCACCAAAUCGCCUCAUCUUCUUCUCGCCUGCCAACCCCAUCUCCUCCCAGAAUAUUAGACACCCCCUUCUUCGGUGUCUCAUACAAGAUAGGAAAUUUAAAGACACAGUUACUUCAUGGUGGCCAAGGAUCACCUCUGGAAUCUGCAAUUAAAAAAAGAAUCAUGGAUUUUCUCAAUAUCUCUGAAAAUGAUUACUGCAUGGUCUUCACUGCAAACAAGACGUCAGCUUUCAAACUUCUUGCAGAGUCUUACCCCUUCCAGUCUAAUCGGAAGCUUCUGACAGUGUAUGAUUAUAAGAGUGAGGCCGUGGAAGCUAUGAUUAAUAGCUCUGAGAAGAAAGGGGCCCAAGUAAUGUCGGCAGAGUUCUCAUGGCCACGGCUGAGGAUUCAUUCAGGAAAUCUGAGAAAGAUGAUCGAGAGGAAAAGGAAGAAGAAGAAGAAGAAAAGGGGACUUUUUGUCUUCCCCCCUCAUUCUAGAACCACAGGAGCUAGAUAUCCUUAUCUAUGGAUGAGCAUAGCACAGGAGAAUGGCUGGCAUGUCUUACUAGAUGCCUGUGCAUUGGGACCAAAAGACAUGGAUAGCUUUGGCCUCUCCCUCUAUCGCCCAGACUUCCUUGUUUGCUCGUUCUACAAGGUGUUCGGGGAGAGCCCAUCUGGAUUUGGCUGCCUUUUUGUCAAGAAAUCCACUGUUUCAGUUCUGGAAGCUUCCACAAGUUCAGGGAUGGUAAAUCUUGUCCCAUCAAAGAAUCUGCUUCAGUUAAUUGAUGAAUCUUCUGGAACUGACACGGAACUUGACCCGGCGCCCAAAUAUAAAUUACAAGAAGAAGAGUUAGCAAUGUCAUCACAGCCUGGAAAACCGGCAGAAGAGGAAAUUUUUGAGACUCAAAAAGCAGAAACUACAUUGAAAGGAUCAGAAACUCCUGAAACUUCAGAACCAAGGAAACCUGCAGAUUUGGUUGAACUGGGAAAUGCCAAAAGCAAAGGAAAUGGGAGCAUAGAGAUUGAGUGCAGAGGAUUGGAUCAGGUGGAUUCAUUGGGAUUGAUCGUGAUUAGCAACAGAGCGAGGUGCCUAAUCAAUUGGUUGGUAAGUGCUUUAAUGAAGCUUCAGCUUCCCAACACAGAAGGGAUCCCGCUAAUUAGAAUAUAUGGUCCCAAGAUUAAAUUUGACAGGGGACCUGCAUUGGCAUUCAACGUGUUUGAUUGGAAAGGAGAAAAAGUAGAUCCUGUUCUUGUACAGAAGCUUGCUGAUCGAAGCAACAUUUCUCUUGGCUAUGGUUUAUUACAUCAUAUAUGGUUUGCAGAUAAAUAUCAAGAAGAGAAGGAUAAAGUCCUUGAGAAAGGAGCUAGUGAAACAAAGGGUAAAUCAGGACACAAAAGGAAGGAGAAAAUUGAGCCAGGAGUAACUGUAGUUACAGCUGCACUGGGAUUCCUGGCCAACUUUGAAGACACCUACAGACUUUGGGCUUUUGUUGCUCAGUUUCUGGAUGCAGAUUUUGUGGAGAAGGAGCGCUGGAGAUACACAGCUCUUAAUCAAAAAACAAUUGAAGUAUAAAUAUGAAACAAUUCAUUUAUUCUUUAUGAAAUUCAGAAGAAACUUCAAACGCAUGGAGUCAAUUAGAAUCAAGAUUCUGUAGAUCCAAAAUGUCAACCACCAGAGAAGCAGAGAAGUGCCAUAAUCCUGCUCGGGGCUUUGCAGUCAGUUCAUAAUCUUAAAAUAUACUCUCCACAUUUAUUUAUGUUCUUGGAUCGGCAUUUCAGCAGCCAGAAAGUCUAGGCUCAUUAGACUUUUUAAGGCAUAUGAUCACACUGUCUUAUAAGACUACCAAUUUCCUACAUAAUGAUGAUGCUAGUUGCUCGUUUUUCACCAUUAA
This is a messenger RNA of Carica papaya (papaya), 2326 nucleotides long. Its product is annotated as Pyridoxal phosphate (PLP)-dependent transferases superfamily protein. The record is from RefSeq and is a predicted model, not a curated record. NCBI's taxonomy places the organism in Eukaryota, Viridiplantae, Streptophyta, Magnoliopsida, Brassicales, Caricaceae.